Fomitiporia mediterranea MF3/22 is the source of this 1358-nucleotide messenger RNA. RefSeq lists its product as uncharacterized. The record is from RefSeq and is a predicted model, not a curated record. Gene Ontology annotation, molecular function: adenyl-nucleotide exchange factor activity; protein-folding chaperone binding. Gene Ontology annotation, cellular component: membrane; nucleus; cytosol. The coding region runs from base 334 to 1185 and encodes 283 amino acids. Lineage: Eukaryota; Fungi; Basidiomycota; Agaricomycetes; Hymenochaetales; Hymenochaetaceae. The transcript has 3 exons. Gene Ontology annotation, biological process: protein stabilization.
CGUUCAUGGUUGUCGCCGGGGUAGCGGUGUUGCUAGAGGAAGGAGGUGGGUCAGAGAGGGAGCGAUGCGGUAUGGUAUUAUCGGAGGAGUGGUCGUCCAUGGAUGAUGGAUGCGGGCGAUAUAGCCAAAAAGUGACGUUAGGCGAGCAUACUUGGACCGUCACGUGCACAGGGCUAGCACAGGCGUACUGCCGCGUACAAAAAAUUACUGGACAGCUUUACUUACAUCCGAGGUUGUCCUAUAGGCUGCGAAGGACAGAACAGAGAACAGAUGCUUGCGAAGAGUGACUAGUAGUUCUUGUAAUGGUCGACCUGCAUCGUCAUCUCAUCAGCGAUGACGACGACACUUUGCUCACUAACAUCAUCUGACCCCAUCUUCCGUGUCUUCUUGCCAGUCCUCGCUGCUCUCAUCCUCGCCCUCGCCCGCUUCGGCACCUCUCCCCGCAAAUCACACCCAGCCAUGACCCUUUCCGUCAGGUGGGGCCGUGAAAAGCUCCGUGUCCCCAUCCCCGCUCCCGAUACCAAACUCGGCACGCUCCGCGCCAUCCUCGCCGAGCAGACAGGCCUCCCGCCAACAUCAUUCAAGCUCAUCCAUGCUGGCGCCAUCAUGAAAGACGACAACGCUCCGCUCUCCGCCUACGGCCUCCGCAGCGGAAGCAGGAUCGCUCUUAUCGACGGCGGCGCCAACGCACACACUCUCGUCCCUCCACCAGCUGAAGAACCCGCGGCACAGACGAAGCCGACGACCGAGGAAGGCACGAUUGCCGUAAUCCGCGACGAGCUCAAGCAAGUGCAAGAUCGGAUUGUACCCGCUCUAGACGCGUUCCUCACAGUCAUUUCUCCUGCUCCACCUUCCGCCUCGGCUCCUUCUUCGGCACCCGAAGGCGGCGUUCCUUCAUCCACGUCCACAGAGACUGCCGCUGCUCCUCAGCCAACCGUCCCCGCACCUCCUCCCUCUAGUUUCCUACCAGACGUCGAGGCUGAGCAUCGACGACUCGGCGAAGAGCUCCUCCAAUCUCUCCUGCGGCUCGACGUCCUCACUCUAGACGGCGCAUGGUCCUCAGCACGUACAGAGCGUAAAACCGCAGUAAAGACCGUCCAAGCCUUGUUAGACCGUCUAGAUGGCGGUUGGCGUGAACGAACAGAACGCCUCACCUCCACUCAGCAACAGCAAAAGGUCCAGUGAUCCAUUCGCUCGUUCGAAUCUAUUCUGGCUAGAACUUCGCGAGGUGUAUUUAUCUGGUUUGCAUGCAUGUCAUUUAUAUCCCGGUAAUUAUAAUUACUACAUAUAGAGUUUCUCUCUGUUUCUCUCCGGCGCCUACAUCUCAUCUAAUACCACCACAUGAACGGAAUCUGAGC